AUGAACUACAUUUACCAACUCACUCAAGCUGCCACUACGGCUGUUCUUGAGAAAUCUGGCAGGAAUCUCCCUUUCUCACUCGGUGCUGCUACCGGCAAGCAUUCCAUCUGGGAUACCUUUGAGGGCGAGAAAAGAGACGACAGCUCCCCGCUUACUAUAUUCGUCUAUAACAAACACGCAAAUCAGAGAUAUACCCAGCUCGCUACAAACGCAAUGAGGAAGCUGCGUACACUCAGGCACCCACAAAUACUCAAAUUCAUCGACGCUAUAGAAACUGACUCAAUGAUAUACAUUGCAACUGAGAGAGCCACGCCGCUUUCGAAAUUCCUCCCUUCCGAUGACACGAUUUGGCUCACUUGGGGGCUACAGAGUGUAUCACAGGCUUUGGCAUUCUUGCACACUCUCACACACUCUAUACAUGGCUCUGUGUCUAGCGAUAGCGUUUUCGUAUCCCACUCCGGCGAAUGGAAGCUUGGCGGGUUCGAGUUGUGUACAACGCAGACUGAGCUGAGUAAUGGUAUUCUGGAGAGCAACUACGACUCGAAACUGGCUGCACCCGAAGCCAGGCAGGGCUUUGAUGCCAUUCCAACCAACCCUGUUUCCAGCCUCGACUCAUUCAGCUUGGCACUGCUUAUCAGCCAGCUAUACAACCCCACAAAACCACUCCCCGUAGACUUAACAGCCGCGCCUGCACCAAAUAGCAGAGGUAUGAUACCAACCAGUCUAUUCAACUCGUACCGCAAACUCCUCAACCCAUCACCGAAGAAUAGAAUCUCAGUAGACACUUUCUUGCACCUUGGAAAGAACACACAGGAAACUCAAAACGGAGCGUUCUUCACGCAAAACCCUCUGAUCGAGUUGUGCCAAGGAUUGGAAAUGUUCAGCCUUAUGAGACAGACGGAAAGGGUAGUAUUCCUCAAAAACCUAUCGCACCUCCUCAACUACGAUAACUCUAAUGAGGGUAUACUAGGUGAGAAUAGAGUGUCAAUACCAAACUCGCUAGCAAUACACAGAAUACUACCAACAUUAGUCCAUUCGGUUGAGUACAUGACAGCGGGUGAUUCAGCCCCUUCACUCGUACCUCUGAUUGUUAGAAUAGGUAUGCGUCUAAGCACGGAAGACGAGCGCAGCACAGCCAUCAGCAAGCCUCUGCUAAGGCUAUGGAUGAGUCCAGACCGAGGAACGCGCAUGGCGCUACUCGAAGAUCUCGAGCGGUAUAUAGAUGUGCUAUCGAACAAGAUAGUAAUCAACGAGCUAUGGCCACAUCUGCUUACUGGAUUCAACGAUACCGCUGCUGUUAUUAGGGAAGCUACCAUCAAAGCCGUCCCGCUCCUACUGCCGAAACUCUCCGACAGAAUCAUCAACAAUGAGCUCCUCAAGCAGCUAGCUAAGGCACAGCUAGACCCUGAGCCUAGCAUCCGCACCAACACGUGCAUCUUGAUCGGUAAACUUACUCCCAAAUUGUCCCUCACGACGCGCAAGAAGGUCCUAGUUGCAGCGUGUGCACGCGCCAUGAAGGACAGCUUCCCGCCAGCCAGAGCAGCCGGUCUGCGCACGUUGCUAGCUACAGUAGAUGACCAAGAAGAAACAGACUUAGCGACGAGGGUGUUGCCGACGAUAUGUCCCUGCCUUCUCGACAAGGAGAAGAGCGUUCGCGAUCAGGCGUUUGAAGUACUCAGGAAUAUCGUUGACAGAAUCGAAAAUAUAGCCUCUAAGAUGCCAGAAACGGUUGUUAAGCCAGACGAAGAAAUUGAUUACAGCUACAGCGGCACUGCUGGUAAAUCCUUUUUAGGCGACGAUCAGCUGGGUAGUGCUGCAACAGCGAUAGCCGGCUGGGCAUUCGGAACAUCGACGACGAGCAAAAAGCUCGAAGCCAGCGAGGCUACUACAGCGAUGUCGUCAGCAGGUCCAGAAGCUGCGGCGAGCAUGCCUUCUCCAAUGCUACCAACGCAAUCUACACCCCAGCUCGAUAAACCGAUGUCGUCUGGAGGAAUGAAACUGGGCAGCAACAAACCCUCACCCUCUCCAUUGCCUUUCGAGGACGACGAAGGCGGGUGGGGAGAUCUCGAAGAACCUAAGAGCAUACCAAGCAUACCCGAGAUGCAUGCGUCAAAUACAUCUGUAUCUGCUCCAACCAGACAGGCUGGUAGUGCACCAGCAGCACCUUCACUUCAGCCGAUAAAACCAACUAACACUGGCAGCAUGGCCAGACCAGGGUUAGGUGCACCAUCACCAGCGCUGAAUCGAGCUAAUACCACCAAUAACGCACCAACUGAAAGCCACAUCAGUGUCCAGAAAUCACACUCUUUGCAUACACUCUCCCCAUCCCCAUCCAGCCCAUCAACACCACUCAGUAAAGAAGAAAAAGCGCAAGAUCUCGCUCGCAAGAGAGAAGAGAGAGCACAGAAGAUCGCCCAAAUCAAGGCUGCGAAGGCUGCUGCAACUGCCAACACUGGUACACUUAUCUGA
Molecule: messenger RNA, 2469 nt
Organism: Wallemia ichthyophaga EXF-994
Lineage: Eukaryota; Fungi; Basidiomycota; Wallemiomycetes; Wallemiales; Wallemiaceae
Product: kinase-like protein
Exons: 2
Coding region: 1-2469 (822 amino acids)
Biological process (GO): tRNA export from nucleus; protein phosphorylation
Cellular component (GO): cytoplasm
Molecular function (GO): protein kinase activity; ATP binding
Source: RefSeq, a predicted model, not a curated record